AGCUUUAUUCAACCUUUACAGACUAAAAUAUUUUUCAUUUGCAUAGAGAGUGAUCCUCGUGUGAUACAUUUCCAUUAUUGUAAGCAGUUUCUGGCAUUUCCAAAGCGUGUGUGUCAGUGAAGCUUCAACAACGUCAGAUGUGGUUUCUGGUGUUUUUUUUUACUCAUCACAAUGCUGUUGUUGCAAGAUUCAACUUUUAGGGAAUAUGUUUUGUGGUUUUGUGUGUUUCUUGGUGGUUCUGAGCUUUAACAUGUUAAAGCCUGUUUUUGAGGUACUGACAGCUUUCUAAGAGACACAUGUUCUCUGGAUCCCUUGGACAUUGAGACCUUUGCAAGUGGAUGGGUAGAUAUGAGCCUAUUAUUAUGCUUCUGGCGGUAAUUUUACUGAUGAUAACAAACACAUGCACCUUUACCGCAGAACUGCUGCCACCACUAGCGAAACAAAUCAGAGCCGGGCUGGGGGCGGAGCAAAUGACUGGGCCCUUUAAACUCAAAGGUCAUGAUUUUGGCUGUGGCGCCCUGCAUUUGGUAACUGGCCUUUCAGUGCCAGUUUACUGACCUAUGAUGUUACAACGGUGGAGGACUGACCAGCUGUGAAUUCUGGAGAAUUUCAGAAUGGCCGGUGUGUUCUAGGGCGGGUGCUGACCUUCCCCCCACCCCCACUUGUCGGAGAACGUCCAGCCUCCCACACAGUGCUUUAAGAGGACCGGUACGGCCACUUCUAAUUUUGAGUAUUUCCGGUCAUUUGUCAGUCGAAAUGUCCAAGAUUUCUGAUAACAUAUCAGUCCGUCCUCAGGCUUCAGCCAUCCACAUCCACGCAGCGCCGCCCCUCCCGAUACGCCAGACUCGUGCUCCAUGAGGUGCCACCUUUUGCGCACAAGGCGCAUCACUGCCGUGAGGCUCGCUGCUCGUACAGCACCUUCAGUCCAGGCGCAUGAGAGCAAAUACAAAGCCAAGUUAUUCAACACCGUGCACGUUCCCUCAAAGUUAGACAGCAGCAGCAUUUCACCAACCAGUGGUUUAAUGUGCCAACAGGCAGGUAUCCAUGGAGCUGGAUAGAUGGCACCCAAACUAAAAUGUAGUGAGCAAGCACAAAAAACAAAACGUCAAAACCGGUGCUGCAGAUCACGAGAUAAAAGAGGAUAAUUCUCUCUGGAUGUGGACUCACUAAUCAUGUUUUCUACUAAUGAAAAAGAGAAAGCUGUUGAAAUACUUUCUUCGGGAGGUUUCAUUAAGAUUACUUUUACAUACAUUUAUCAUCAUGCAACAGAGAGGGGAGGGUGACGGAGCAAGUGGCAGGAUGCUGCGUAAUUUAGAGAUUACGCAUGAAUGUUUGUUUAAUCUGUUAGUUAGUUAAUUUAAUAUUAAGAAGGUAAUUUUGUGUAUUGAGAAAAAGAAACUCCAUUAAGACCAUUUCAAACCUCUGCAUGACAGCUGCAACUGCACCACUACUGGCCACAGCUCAUGAUCAGCAGCUAAAUGUUUAUUAUAAUUUGGUUUUAUGUGGAAAAAAAAUUAAUACCACUCACCAAAGUUGUUGAGGAAAACCAUCCUCCUCUCUGCACAGGAAGACUUCAAUAACUUUGUCAUAGAGCUGUUUAGUUCCAUCAGUACGUCCUUUUCUAUGGCUAUAAGGCCAAGGCUGAGCGUCGCCUCUGGCUGAGACCAACAGGCUAGCGACGGGGUUGGGUGGCCUCUCGUAAUUUUUUCUCUGAAAAAGUCUGUCUUGUAAAUGGAACUGGAAUAAUUUCUUCCUCUCCGUUAACCAUCCACCCAGUUGGCUAUCUGUUGACAAGUUAUGAUGAUGUUGGUAGACAGCUGGUAACAGGUUUUGCCCAUAAUGCACUUGGAGAUGAUUUUGGAGAUCCACUUGUAAAUGUGCAGGUCAUAUGUGAGAGUGAAAAUAAAGCAUGUCAUGCAGCACAGCGUUUUAUUCAAUAUUUUUACUCCAACUACAUCACUAAAGUCAGCCGGUCUUGUAAAGUUUUUAGCAACCAUGACUCAGUCCUGACCGGGGCAAUCUGUAUGACCCCUAAAUAAAUCUGCAUGAGCGUAAUCGUUAAGAAUGGAGCUAAUUCUCCUCUGGACACAAGUUAGGGAAGUGAACCGCCCUCCCAGCCCCCCCUGAAGCUCCACCCCUGGCUGCUAGAUUUGUCACUUGUUUGCUACAAGCCUGUGGCUGAAAGAUUUGGCCAUUCACAUCCUUACAUGUCCCAACCCCAUCUUAUCCAGAGUUAUGCCAAGAGGACAUGGAAAGGUCAACAAUUAAAUGAUUAAUGAUGUAUUCACUUUUGCUUCAACCAAUUUUUUUUUGUAAAACUGAAUAUUUUGUGAUCUAAAUUAGAUUAUUAAUCCUAAUUUCAUGUUAUGGAGUUAAACAAGUAUUCAGUAAAACCCAGCCUUGUGAAAAUUCUGGAAAUUGUUCUUUUGUUCAUUGAGCUACUGAUGAAAUUCACACUUUUUAAAUGGGGUGUAGUCAUUUAUGCUGAGCACUGUAUCUAACAGAAUUUUUUUAUCAUAUAAAAAAACAUUUGUACAGGAAAAUCAUGUAGAUUAACAAGGCUGCCCAAAUGUUUGCAUCCUACUGUUUAUAUGACAGUUAUGAAGUCGUAAUUUAGCAACAACAAGGUGAUGCCUUCAGAUCAGGUUUGUAUCACAACUGCCAAUAAAUCAUAAGUUUUCAGGCUUUUUUUUUUCAUUUAUUCUAAUGCAAUCUGUGAAGUGACUAUUUCUUCUAGCACAAGGAAUGAACAUAAGAGUAAAAGAACAACUCAAGUUUCAAGAAAUAUCUAGAAGAUCUCUAGAUCGCCUAAAUAUUAAUCUGUAACAAUUUAGAAAAUUCAAAUAAGACAUUAUGAGUGUUGUGCAUAAUGCUAGUGACACAAACACAGUGGAUAAAGAGCUUGCUGCUGUGUGUUUACCAUCUUUAACAUGAAUCAUGAGCACUUAUUAAAGAAGGGAGAAGCAGAGACGUGGUCUCACCUUCUGCUGAAUCAGUCUAGCAUUAACCUUUCACUCGCUUCCAGACUCUGAUGUUUUAAGUGCAUAAAGACGCUCUGCACGCCGCCACAGAAACUCCUUCGCCCACUGAGGUUUCUGACAAUCACUGCAGACACACUGGUGUAUAAUUUCAAUUGCACACAACUCCAAGGGCCACUUGCGUAGGUUACAGAAAAAGCUUUGUGUAAGUUGAACGCAAACGAAAUUAUUCAGUUUCGAAAGCUAAAAAAUACUUUACUCUUCAUGUUACUAAGAACAAGAACGAAGGGCUGAUGUGGAAAAGUAGAAAAAGCAGUGCACCACAUACAGACGUUUCUGCCUCCCCGUCAUCUGAAGUGCUUCCUGAUUUGGCUGCUGCUUGACAUUUUUGUUUAUUUUGUCAGGUCCAUUUUAUUUUAAAGCUGAGUACUUUUUAUUUCUACCCAGGGAAGAAUGGCAAGGUUGAAUUAUGCCCACAUGUUAGCAAGGCUCUGGUUUUUUAUUUUAUUUUUAGGUCCUUUUGAUUGAGUAAGUGGCCAGUUAUCUUUUAAAAAAUAAAAAACAUACCAAAAAAAUAAAAGAAAUAAAUAACUGGCACUGAUGCAGAAAUACACUACACUUGAUGAUAGUAAGCGGUAAAUGUUAAGUUCUGCAGGCAUAUCGUUAUGGGGAUGUGGGGUUUGAAAUUUUCACGCACACAAAAGCAUUCUUAAAGCAUUUUCUCUUUUUCUGUUUGUAUUUAUUUAAAACCUUUACAUAAAUUAUCAGCCUCAUCAGUUCGAACACUAGCACCAACACAAAAGUGUGUGUGUGUGUUUGUGUGUGUGCCCUCAGAGCGGGCUGACAGGUCUCCACUUGCUUGGACAGGUUAUUUUCCUCCCACAGCUCACUGAUUAGGUGCACUGACUGUAAAAUUGCCUAUUUUACAGAUGCUUCAAUCAUGGAAACAGAGACUGACUAUAUAUAAACUAUUGAGGGUAAUCACCGUCUCACAGGAGAGCGCGUCUGUAAACCGGAGCUUAAUAAACAAUAUAACAAAUUAACAACUCAUGGAACCAUAAAUCAGAAACAGAACGUUAUAAUGUUUUUUUCAGCUGCUUACUAGAAAUAUUAUAUAAGAAAGUCAAAAAAAUGACUUGUUCAAAUAAAUCCAUCUCCAAAUUAGAUUGAUCCUGUCUUAAAACAGCUCAAAUAUCCUGCAUUUCAAGUCAGUUUAUGCAAAUAUUAUUUCAUGAAACUUUACAUCCCCCUUUUUAUAAUACAUGGUUGUUGCAUCAGAAAUAUUAGGAAAUUCCUGCUGGGCUUGAAUUUGGGAUACCCAGAGUGGUGCAUUUUUUCCUGCUGGUUUUUUUUUUAUGACUGUAAAUAUCCAAAGAAUUUGCUGUCUUAAAAAAGAGGCAAAACCCUUGUAAAGAGUGAUAAAAUAACUGCAUGAAAUCCUGUGGAAUUUUGGUGAUUCUGUAAUUUUACUGAUUUGUCAUCGUUGGGGGAAGAAAGUUUGUGGUGUUGAUCUUCUAACAUCCCGCUCUUGUUCUGUUGGAAUCAGUUUGCAAAUCUCUCAAACACAAGUCCACUUAGAUACUGUUGUAUUUUUUAUUUACCCAUGAAAACAACAGAUCAUUAGAAUGUAUGUGGUUACAGGUGGGCUAACAGCCUCUUUGUGUUUAUUGUAUGAAAACACAUGAGCAGUCAAGCCUUAUCUCCACAGAACAUGUACACACAAUAAGACCCUGAUUUAUUAUUUUGGUUAUUUUAGCACCUGCUCAUAACUCAAGAUCAGCAGCUGUUAGGGUCUAGUUUAGCAGGUAAGAUGACACAAGUGAUUGGAUCUGCAAACACAGGCUCGGAGAGCUAGUUUAGCACCAGGAAUCAAAAUAACAAAGUCCCAAAUCAUUCGACUUAAAGUGACAGUUGCCAUGUUUACAUGCGUCAAAUUUCCCCAAUCCGAUUCUAAUCUUGGUUGAUUGGAACUCCCAAAUCUCUGUUUACAUGUAUGCACCAAUUAUUCAAUCAGAUUUAAUAGGUUGAGCAUGCACAGAUUUGAUCUAUCCAAGAAAGAAAAAAGAAAUUGUAAAAUGUCAUAAAACGAAAUGAAAAAUGUAAAAACAGAAAAUAACUUUUCUUCCUGCUUUCCUGAUUCAUUUAAUCAAUUUCUUGUUUUUAUUUUGCUCAAAGAAGUUACAUUUUCUUCAGUGAAUAAAUGCAGAUAUACGCUUUGCUGCGUUUUAUUGCUGACAAUCUUAAAAUAAGGUAGGUUCAUCCUUGUCUCUUUUGAUCAGCUGCUCCGCGAGUUUGACAUGACGGCUGAGUGCAGUGCUGCACGGAGCGGGGGUGGUGGAGGGGGUGUCAAUCAGCUGAAACUUUUGAGAAAAAUGGUUCUAACUAAAUAGCAGGAGAUGUUCAUAAUGUUAAUAAACGAACCGCAUCUCAGGUCAUCUGCAUUAACAUGUUUUUACACAGAUAGUCACCCAGAAUAUUUAACUGAGGAUGUUUUUCUACUCAACAUCAGCCUCCUUAAACUCAAACCAGGUUUUUUUAAUUGACAUUACCCGCUCUUCUUUACAAGCACAUCUCCAUCCACCUGCUGCAGAAACAGCUGCUGCGUUCACAGAAACAGGGAUGGAUCCGUGCUGCAAAUCCCGCAAUGAAUCUGCCUGUUUCCAGAAUAGACUUGAACACGCUUGUCGAAUGAUUUGUGCAAUAAUCAGAUUUUUAUUUUACUACCACAAAAUGCAAGUUCUGUAUUAGAUAGUACUGAAACGGGGACGCUUGUCAUCAAAUUUAAAAGCCGUCACUUGUUAAUUAGGCCAUCAUUUUUUUAGUCAGGCAGCCUAAAUGAUGGCGGGGAGGCUCACUAGCUGUUGCACACGUGCGCAGUGGGCAUUAUUUUACUCCAACAAUCCGAAUGGCUGUGUACAUGCACGUCAAUCGGAAUGAGGAUCGGACAAAACCACUUCUCUCAAUUGGAUUGAAAUUUCAUUCUAAUUGGGCCGAAUUGGAUCAGAACAUUCAGACUGACAUGUUUACAUGCAGAGUUUUUGAUCUGAUUGGACUUUCAAUUCGAUUAAAUGUGCGCAUGUAAACGUGGCUACUGUGUAUUUUUCCUGGCGAAGGGAGGCAGUAGACACCUAAAUCGUUGCAAGCAAGCAGUAUUUUUGUGGUGGAGUAAGACCUUACCAAUGGAUGCCCAUUAGGGUCAAAAAGCCCUGGGGAGUGCAAACUUCAGCAAAAUAACAAGCACAUCAGACUCCCUUUCAUCACUGGCAACAAGUGAAGAGGUAAACGUGUAAAACGGCAACAUUUAAUAAUGGCAAAAGUUUUGUAACCGUUUGUUACAAAUCAAUUAAUGCAUUUUGUCCUCACAGGCUCCCAUAGAAGGAAACAUGGCAUCUAAUAUGGCAUCGCCCUGAGACUUAGACCUGCUCCCAUGUAUUUUAGCCCAGAUUUUUAUGGUUAUGUGUUAUCAAGCCACCAAUAUUUUUGAACAACUGGGUAUAUUUUAAUCAUUCUCAACAACAUUUUGAUGGAUAUUUCCAGAAAUUACUGGUAUAAAGUACACAUUGUCUCUUCAAAUAGGCUUAAACAGAAAUAUUAUUAAGGAAAAUGUCCUCAUUUCAGCGACCCAUACUCUCUUUGGAUUGUGUUUCAGACGUGUAAAAGUUAAGACAUUUAUGAAGUAAAGCAUAAAUGUUAGUGAAGUUGCACAAUCCCGUUAAAUGUUCUCCUGAGCACUCUGAAAGAGAAAAGCCACACUUCUAAAUGCACACUUUGAGUCCAAAUGUCAGUAUACAAAUGGUCUCAAAUCUCUGAGCUGAGUAUGGUACUAAUGCUGUUAGCUUCUCUGUUAAAACAGCCAGCUGUGACAAACUGCAACAAUAUGGCUGCUCACAAACAACUUUUACAUUAAUCAUUAUGCAUAUAGUGAACCCCCCACCCAUUCACCGGCGUGUACCUAUUAGAGUUUGUGUCUGUAGCUCAGUGGAGCAGUAAUGGGAACAAAUCACUGCGGAUGGGUUGCCAACAACGUUUUGUGUUUCUGUCACUCUGUGUUUGUGCUACAGUAUUAUUACCCACAGUGUGUACAUGUUUGUGUCUGUGAUGUGGAAGAGUAAGCUUUGGUGUUUUGUUUAAUUUGAUCAUUACAUCACCAAUACAGCAGAAAGCUCCCACAUGUGACUAGUUUUUACCUUUGGGGUGAUGAUGCCUCAGGAGUAACCAGUGGGUUGCCGGUUAGAAAACCUGCUCCGUACGUCUUGGUCAUUGUGUCUUUUGGCAAGACACUUCACCAUCCGUGCGUGCUGCUGGUGGUCAGAAGGACGGAUGGUGCUGAUUGUGCUGUAGCUACAGUGUAGUUUAACACCAUUAGUGUGUGAAUGUGUGUGUAAAUAGAUGAAUGAGUGGUGUGUUGGUCGCGAGCUUUGGGUAGUGACCGAAAGAAUGAGAUCGAGGAUACAAGCGGCAAUGAAAGAGGAAUGAGUUUUCCUCACAGGGUGUCUGGGUUCUCUUGUAGAGAUAGGGUGAGAAGCUCAAUCAUCCGGCAGGGCUCGGGAGUGGAUCCGCUGCUCCUCCUCAUCGAGAGGUGCCAGUUAAGGUGCUUCAGGCAUAGGAUUAGGGCUGCAACAAACGGUUAUUUGGAUCAUCGAUUAAUCAGAUGGGCUCCGAUUAAACGGGAGCAUUUAAAACCUCUGAGGAAAUUUUUUUUCUCUCCUUCGUUUAAUUUAACAACAAAACGUGAUUAGAAGGCAGUUCAGUAGCAUGCAAAAAAGCAUGCUCUCACCUAAAUAUAUCCAUAAUUAAACUAUGAUCAGUAAAAUGUGAUGCAUUUCAUUAACAUGUUCAGUAGUAAGCUACAGGAAAUGCUAAUAAUGUUUCAUUUUUACUGCAAAAAGUUUUAUGGUGACAUAUUUAUUAUGUACGGAUUAGCAAUAAUCCAAUUUAAAUUAUGUUCACAGAUAGACGUGUUUGCAGCAGUUCUGCUCCAUAGCGCUACAGACAGCUAAGAAUAAACAGGAUGGUGAGGACCGUUCUUCCGCUUGUCGAGUUUAGAUGUUCUUAGUAUCACGACCAUAUCGUGUUUUUUCGGAUCCCCACUUGAUCAUGAGUCUGUUACCCGCUAGCAUCAGCUCAUCUACCCGUAUUUGCGAUUUUGAUCCCAAACCGUUUUUGCCUUUGUGUCUUUGCUGGUUUCUGUUUUCCUCCACACUACCUAGAUUAGCACAUUGUGCGUCAUUGAGAAAUGUUUUGUUCUAAGUGUGGUCAUCAUCAAAACACCUGCUUUCUCUCGUUUUGAUCUGCCUCGGUCUGCUCUGUUGCCUCCUACACAAGCUGCACACAUUGACUGUUAAAAAAGUUGCGCUAUAUGAAAAAAAGUUGCACAACACAACGAUGACGAAAUGCAUUGGCAAUGCAUUUCGUCAUCGAUUUUUAUCGAUUUGUUGUUGCAGCCGUAGUUAAGGUACCUCCUGGAUGUCUUCCUGGUGAAGUUUUCUGGGCAUGUCCAUCUGGAAGGAGACUUAAAGACGACCCAGGGCCCAGGCCCAGGCCUUGGGAUUACCCCAUAGUAGCUGGCCUAAGUGACUGGGGAGAGGGAAGUCUGGGCCUCCCUGCUUAGGCUACUGCCCCGUGACCCGACUGUGGAUGAAAACGGUUGGAAGUAUAAGUGUACCUAUUUAUUAUUUUUUUAUAUAAAUAUGGUAAACAUUUAGUGACGAGCCAGUAAACCAAGUCAUGAAUCAGCGCAAUUGGUGGUUAGCUUGUGGUUCAAAAGACCGAUGGUCCAUCCAUGUCUAACAAAUCACCUCUGCCUACAGAGCAGAGAAAUUCCACACAGGGAUUCAGAAAUAGAAAAGAAAUGUUUUCUUACCCGUGAAGUACAAACCAAAUAGGAGAUGGUGUUUACCCCUAAGGGCAGGGAUGAUGGUAAUAAUGUGUCUCUGUAUGAAUGUAAAAUGGUUUGUCAGUAUUGUGAAAAACUUCUUUCUGUAGUUUGAAUUUGUGUGUGUUUGUGUAAGAGUAAAACCUUCAGAUUAGAAAAAGUCCAAGUGUGUGAGUCUCCAACAAGCUGUGUCCGAUGUCUCGUGACUCUGCAGGAGAAACACCUUAACGCUGAGCUGCAUACAAAAUCAUGGUUCACCGGUUAGCUCCAUAUUACCGUCACAGGUACCAAGAGUCCUGAACUCCUCCACCUGGGGUAAAGACUUACUUCUAACCUGAAGGGAAUUUUGUCCUCAAAUAUGGAGAUGCUAACUUUUUAUUACUUUUUAUUUAAUUGACGUGGUGAUCAUGCAUUGUAUUAUUUAAAAAAAAACUCUUCUUGACCAAUCAUAUCUAAAUCUGAGGAUUAACAAGACCCUUUUUAGCAGGAAACAUUUCUACCAAUGAAAAAUCAAAAAUGUUUCCUGCCUAAUCCCUUGCACAUUGGGAUGUGUUAAAUCUUCUCUGGACUAUGGUAAAUUUUGGAGGGAUUUUCACAGCUCACACCAGGGUGUGAUUAUUAUAUAGAUUUUUGGAUUAUCUUUCAGAUUCAGUGAAAAGCUGAGGAAGGGAUGAAAAGAGUUGUUGUGUUUAGUAGCUUACAUCGUCUAGCCAUGCUGGCCUAGAUCUGUUUAUUUUAAAUAACUUAUUUCCAACAAAAACCAUAUUGAUUUGUGUUUAUUUUUUACUGUGUUCUUGUGCUUUUUAUGAUAUAUAAUAAUUUAUAUAAUCUGAGAAUCGACUCACCACCUCAUGUGCAUCCUUCAGGACGGGCUAUGAACCACAGACUGAGAAUGUGAUGAUUGCUGCCCCAAGUGUGUCUGGCGUGUCAUAUGCAGGAUAGAAAAAGUCACGACACAGAUGACGUGUGGCUGUCAGUCAAGUUGCAUCUAUAUAUUUUUGUUUGUCAGAUGGUAUGAUCUGGCAAUGACUGUGAAACGAGACUGUAAAGCUCAAGUGAGGAAAAGAAGUGAAAAAGGUUAAUGGAGAAGAGGGAGCGGAAGGUUAACAAGUCUAGUCAGAACAAAGAUGUUUGUGUGGGCAUUAAUAACUGAAAUCUCUCUGUUUUCACAGUAACUAGAGGAAACUGUGUUUCUGUGUCAGUAGUGAUAAAUAAGAACUUUAAUUGUAAAGCCUGAUUCUUUUCAGUAUUAAUGCAAGACUGGCGUCAUGUGCUAAUGAGGUGUGUUCUAUCAGAGCUGCACAACCUCCACAUUUUAUUCAAGAUGUUCUAUGGUGAAUAUUCAUUUUGCUCCAAAGAAUACAGUUUGAUCACAUGCAUUAUGGAGUGAUUGCAUUAUGCCUUCCCAUAAAAGGUUCCAUUAUUUAUAAAUUAAAAUAAAAACCUGUCUUCCAUUUAUGUGAUUUAAUGGACCGAAGGCUUAUUUGGGGGAUUUAGCUGAAGAGAAUAAUGGGAAGGAAGACAGAGAGUGCAGAGAAGAAAAGAUUGAACCCCUCAGAGAAUCCCCAUACAAUGCGUUCUUAUCUUUUCAAUGUCACUUUCAGUUUCCUUUUGGAAAAUUCCAGACCCUAUGCUUCUGCCAAAACUGGUCUCAGUGUGCACAGUAAGGCCCGGUUCACAUGGCAAGGUUUUUAAAAACACGAGACCCCACACAUGGCGAUCGUAAAAAUCACAUAAAUAACACUUUUGGUCUUUAUCCAGGUCUGUGUAAGCAUCACCAAACGUAGUACACAGCAAUUAGCUGCAGCUACUGUAUGUUGGAUGGGUGCGUUUCCACCAGCCGCAAAGCGGAAAAGUCCCUGAAUCGUAGGGACGCGUUGCUCGCUGAAUUUUCCUAGUUUUUUUUUUUUUUUUUUACCUCUCUGCUUCCAGAAUGUGUCAGGCUCAGCCGUUUAGAUGGAGCCAGACAGGAAGUCAAACAUGAAAAGUAUGUAAAAUGUCCAAAAACAUUCGAAACAAAAGGCAUGUGUAGGUUUUCAGUUGCUUAAAGGUGGGGUUCAUUGAAAAAACAUGUUUUAUUGAUUAUUUUUUAUUACAAUCGAUCAUUCUGAGUUUUUCAUGCAGGCUGAACAUGAAAAUAGUCUGCUACAUGUAACUCCUGCAUUAGUUUCUGAUGGAAAAUAGACGGUGAAACUGGAUUUCAAGAGCCUGACAGAUCUACUUCACACUAUGGCACCCAUCUUAACUCGCGACGGGGAAGGCUGUUAUUGGUUUUGCAUCCAGGAAACGACAGAGAACGUCUCGGGUAGUAGAAGCUAACCAGUGGCAGUAGCAGCUCCACCAUAUGACAGAAAUCCUCCAGGUUUGUGGUAUUUGUGGAGAUAUAACAUCAAAUUGCUGAGCAAACUGACUCAUUGAAAUCCAGUCAGAGGUGAGAUGUCCAAAAAUCAGGAAAUAAGACUCCAAAACCUGCCGUCUGAAGCUCAGCUGAGAUCUGCUAAUCUUCUAGUUCCUGGAAAUGGUGCACCAGGUUGCCCCUCAAGUACAACUUACAAGGCAUCUCUGAUUUUGAUUAUAGCAGUUCAGACAUCCUUUGAAGCAGAUCGGAGUGCUCUUAACACACCACACAGGGCUUGAAUAGUUGAUAAGAUCUUAUUUUUUUCAGACACGUUCUUAGGUUUAUUGGAAGGGGAGAAUCAGGACAAAAAUUGGCAUAAUUAUCUUGCCAUGUGAGCAAGAACUAGCCCUGAGAAAACCGUGGUCAUUACUCAUUUGGUAACAUGCUUUUGAAUCUAGACGAUCAUGGUUUUCAUUUGUUAGUUAGCUUGCUUAGAGUGAUUUUAUUUGUACCUUUUUUGGCAAUGUUUAUUAUAAACCUUGACAACAACUUGGAAUUAAGGCUGGGCGAUAUGGCCUAAAAUCAAUAUUACGAUAUAUUGAGGAUUUCACCUGAAUAACCAUAAAUGGACGAUAACUACAGGUGCGUGCAGAAACAAAAGUUGUCCGCUAGAAGGACGUAAUUUCACAUUUUUAUGUGACUUAAGGUGGUACAGCUUUUUAAAGAGACAUGAACAUUCCCAACCUACACACAUCUUUUCAUUUUUUUAUUAUCAAUUUUAUUGACACGGGAAAAAAAGAGUCUAAAAUUUCUGUAACGAUUGCCCUUAUUGCCCAGCCCUAAUUGGAAUUCUUCUUUGUGUAAUGAUUUAAAUUACAUGUUAUUUAAUAAGCCAUAAGGCGUAGGAUUCCAUAGUAAAUAUGAAAUCAACCUUAUGGAUCUGUGAGGUUAUUUUAAACCAGAAGAUUGGAACUUUUUAUUGCAGGGAUUAGGUAACAGCUUCAUAUUCACUCAGAGACAACAGAAGAGAGAGAGAGUCAAGUUUAAAAGUUUAAAAAUGUAUUACUAAUCAAAUUAAACUAGACUAACUUUAAACACUAAAUGUAUGGUGUGACUAAGGUGGGUGAGACGGUGAAUGGGGUGAGGUGUAAUGUUGCUCAGAACCAGCAAAUCUGAAGAAACGAUUAGUUCUGAUGGGAACUGAAGGUGAUGUCUUCGCAUUAAGCUUUGAUUAGGAGAUUCAUAAACACAUUCGAUGCCAUUUGCCGGCCUACAUCCCCUUAGCGGAAGUCCCCGUUAGAUCAGGAAUGUUGAGGUCCAGCUUGACCUUUUCAGGAACCGAAGCCGGUAGGAAAGCAGCGGUUGCCGACCAGACCAGUCUGUGAGAUACUCCCGGGUCACGACAAUUUUGUUGGCGUCUGGUGAGACCCACCUGGGUCAUGAUGGUUCAGCUUUUAUUCUGAAAGGAACCGUUGCUUGGUUGGUAAAAUGCAACAGAUUUUAUCCAGCUUGUCUUUGGUUCUUUCGGUUGAAGAGGAAAGUUACGAAUUGGCCACUUUGACAAUUCUCUAGAACGCUUUGAACUGGCGUUAGAGAUGACGUGGGCAUAGUUUUAUCCUUUGGAUGUUUCGGUUUAUGGUCGAAUGAAAAGUUGACAGAUUGUACCAAACACCAUCAAAACCACGCCUCCGUCAGAUCUGGCAGAUUCUGAUUGGAUCAGUGAAAGUAAUGUGUCAUGUCUUUUAAUACUACAGGAAAUCUGUCCUGUUGGAACAUUUUAAGUCAUAGUACCUUUAUAUUCUAUAGGAUUAUAAUAAAGUAAUUAAUAUUUGGAUUUCACAGAUUGGUCACAUCUUAUUUAUUGACUAUCACUUUGCGUGAUUAGCUUAUUAAAAUAGAGUUCUUUGAUUAACUAAAAGGAGAGAGUCCUUUCUUCAUUCUUCUGUUGAGCUGAAAAGAAGCAGGUUAGAAGCAAAUGCAUGAGACCUUAAGGCCAUAUUUCAUGCAGACUAGUCUUGUCAGAGGAGAUGGGGAAACAGUCAUUUCAUUCUGUUACAUUUGGUAAUGUUUUGCAAUUCAUUCAGUCCUUUACCUGGAUUGAGAAGUUUGUAUUUUUGGUCAAAAGUUAAACUGUAACGUCUGGAUUACUCCAUGGAAAUUCAUUGCCACCCAGCCUGAUGAUAUUUUUUAAGAACUUUUUUUUGGAUUUAACUAGUGAGUGGAUUUCUGGCUCAAGUGGAUUUCAAAUACCAUUGCAUUUUGUUUACACAACAAGGUAAAUGAAGCAGUAAUGCCAGUGAUGUUUUACCAGUCUUAUGUGAAAAUGAGGUCAAAUCUUUAGAUUUGUUGAAUCCUAGUCUUUGCUUUGACAGAUCUAUGAUGUCCCAAGUUAUGUUGUAUUACUUAAAAACCUAUGUGGAUCUUCUAGAACUCAGAAUUUAACUAAUUCUGAUUAUUGGAUUGAGUUCUGAGAACCUCUGUAACAUAAAACAAAAUGUAUUUCUUCUAGCAUUAUAUGCCAGGCUUUCUCAAUUUCUUUAUUAUAUUUUGGUAUUGGAAAAGACGGUUUAUAGGACUUAGCUUUUCCUGCAACCUAUACGAACCCUAUCAGAGGUUUAUGUGGCUUUACAACAGCUCCACAGCAUGGCUCAUUAACCAGAUAAUGUGAGGAGAGGGUGACCCUGCUAACUCACUCUCAGCUCUGAUUCCCCUGGGUACCACAUCUGCCCUGGCCUUGCAGCGAGGGAACCAUUGCUGGGAAAUAAUGUGUCCAAAAUGUUAUAGUGUGUCAAAAGGACCAUAAAUGCUAAACAUUUCUAUAUAAAUUCGAUUAUAUGGUUUAAAAUCUGAUAUAUGUAAUGGCUCAUGUUGUGAAGAUGUUUGUGUCGCAUCCAAAUGGAUUCAAUAAAACUAUAUUGGGAUGAAAAUGGGCAUUUUGACGACACAUUUUCAGACAUGCACAACGGUUGUCUAGAUGUGUUGAUAAAUGUGUUGCGUUGGCAGGCUGAGAUGGCUGAAUGAUGAAUGAUGACUGAACCCAUAUGUACACACUCCUACAGGUAUUCAGAUGAUAUGUGUGGGCUGCAAUUAUGUAGGUGGCUGUUCAUCAUUUCCACAUUGUUCUGUUGGCUCGUCUAACAAGGAUUCACUUUGUAUGUUUGUGUGUCUCAGAGGCGAUUUUCCAGACUCAUGGUGCAUUCUUUUUGCUCUCAACAACUAAUGUUUAUGCCUUUUUGUUCCAAAAAUACUACAUUUAUCAGAAUGCUAAAGGGAACUGGACAAUUGUUUAUGUUUUCCAAAUAAUAUUAGUAAUUCUCUAGUUAUUUGUAGCAGGUGGGAGGUUCGUUAAACAGGUUAUGUCUGUGCAUCUUGUUCUAGUUUUGUUUUGUAGAUCCAGAUUCACAGUUUUAUUACUUUGACUACAGACUAUAGGAAGUCAUAGUCACUUCCGCAUCAUGGGUCCACGGAAAAACGAAAAAAUGAAUACAAGUCAACCGGGCUAAAAACGCUAUUUUCUAAUCCGCUUUGCCUUACGCCCUGGAUCGCACACAUAUGUUGUACUGAAAUUUAAAUGAAAAGUAAUGAUGGGUGUUUCGACCACGCCAGUCACGUACUUUGAGAUUUAUUAGCUUGUAAAAGUUCGUAAUUAGCAUGACUACAAACUUGAAAUCGGCACGUCUCAUAUGUGACGUCACCACAUAAUCUCCUCUCCCCUAAUGUAGCUGCUACUUACCAAAUGACCAGAUUUAUGGUGGUUCUUUCCUCCUGUGGGAAGUUUGCUGAACUUACAGCCAUUUUACCUCAGUUUUCUCCAUGUCUGGUUCGAUGAUGUCACUUUCGUGAAACGCAGUUGGACUUAUUUUCACACAAAACCUACAAUAUUAUUCCCCCCGUUCAAAAAUAAGCACGUUCUUGGUAUCAAAAUGCUUCUUUCAAAUUUGUUACACAGUGAAGUGUAGUGAGGACAAAAGAGACAUGAUGACUUGGUUGAUGAACAAGGGAAACCAGUUUAAUUUCCUCUGGUCAAAAAAAAAAAACAGAAAAUCCAGCCGUCUUCAAAAUGGCCACCCAUCCAUCCCUCCUCAGUCAAUUUCAGAGAGAGAUUAAACUGGUUUUCCUUGUUCAUCAACCAAGUCAUCAUGUCGCUUUUGUCCUCACUACACUUCACUGUGUAACAGUGGUGUCAGAAGUGGGAUAAGAAAUGAGAGGAUGUGGAAGAACCUGUGGGACAAGGAAAAGCCCUCUUGAUUACAUGGAGGAAACAGAAGGUCGAACAAUGGAGCUAGAUACACCUCCUGAAGGAUCCACAGGUGUUGACGAGGAUUUUGAACCAGUGGUACGGCCUAAGCAGACUACAGUUGGUACUGUGAGUAAAGAACUUUCUGAACUUGACAUAUUUGAUGAAAUGAGAGAGUUAAUCAGAAUCAGAAUAGGUUUAUUGCCAUUGUCAGUGAACCAACAAUUCACAAACUAGGAACUUGCUUCAGUACUAAUGUGCUACAUAUAACAUGAAUAAUAAGAUUAAAAACAGAAUAAAAUAGAAUAAAAAAACUAGAAUAAAACUUUCAGCGAUAAAAAAUGGCAGGUAAUGGUAACAUGGCCGAUGCGGCGUUCAAAGCGAACUGAAGCCAUACUGUUUGAGCAGAUUAAACAGUUGAGCAGUACCAUACCAAAGCUGCAGCAUGAGUUAUAUUCUGAACUUUCUGAGCCUUAUGUCCAGACUGAUACUUCUACAACAGCAGCUUUUCCAAAGCAAGAGGUCCAAAUGCCUCAGGCGUCAGAAGGAGAGCCACCUCAAGGACACCCAGCUAAUCCUCAUUCUCCUUUACGACUGUCUGCACCACCUCAGCUGCAGCUGGCACAAAGCGUUCCAGCACAAAGGGUUGGCAGGAUCCAUGGAGGUGAACCUAGAUUACCUGACUUCAAGGAAGGUGAGGAUCCUGAGAGCUCCUUUGUACGAUUUGAGCGCAUGGCUAAGACAUGGGGAUGGCUACCAGCUGAAUGGGCUGUUAGAGUGGUCACAUUGUUGACUGGAAAAGCUCUUGAGGCUUAUGCUGGUAUGGAUGAAGAUCAGUCUGACUCAUAUCAUGCUAUUAAAGCUGCUGUGUUGUCUAAGUUCAACGUGACAGAAGAGACUUACAGGUACCGGUUCCGAAGCACCAGUGUACCCGUGGGAGAGACUGUACGGGAAACCUACAAUCGCAUAAAGGGACUCUACAAGCGAUGGAUGCGGCCGGACAGUCGGAGUAAGGAGGAGAUUGGAGAAACUAUCAUCUUGGAGCAGUAUCUGCGUGUACUUCAGCCAGACGUCCGCACCUGGGUGAAGGAGAACAAUCCCAGGACAGGAGAGGAAGCAGCAAAUCUGGCUGAACGUUACCUAGCUGCUCACCAGGAACCAGCAAAGUCAAGGACUGCUGUGGGACGACCAAGGUUUGGGGAGGUAAAACCUCCAGGUAUACCUAGUGUUGAAAGCUUGGGAAUUAAAGGUGGUAAAAAGCAAAUUUAUUCCAGUUUGAAGUUUAACCUAAUCUGUUAUCACUGUCAGCAGCCUGGUCACAAAGCUUCUUUGUGUCCACUAAGAAAACCUAAAAUGGUAGAGCUAUGUGUGGUACCUGCCAAAGAACAUGGUCAGGAACUGUCUGAUAGUUUGAUUCCACAUAAGCAUGUGGUGGAGGUAAAAGUAAAUGGCAGAGCAUUAAAGGCUCUAGCAGACACUGGUAGUUCACAAACGUUGGUAAAAUCUUCUAUGUUGAACAAUGUACUGCCUGACUUUAACAGACCUGUAAACAUUACCUGUGUUCAUGGAUGUCAGAAAGAUUAUCCAACUGCAGAUGUUACCAUAGAAGUAGAGGGCCAAGCCUUUAUGUUAACUGUUGGGGUUUUCAAUCAGUUAGCAUAGUGAUGUAGUUCUUGGGCAAGACUUGCCAAUCUUAGACAGCUUGGUUCAACAAAACUCUGUGGCAUUAUCUUGUGCAGUCGUUACUAGAUCUAUGAAAAAAGGUUUAGAACCACUCCCAGAUGCAGAGGACAAUUUGUAUGAAGGUGGGAGUAAAACCAGGAAAGCAAAACGACAAAGAAGACAGGAGAAAAACAAGUACAAGUGUAUGUCAAAACUUGCUGAACCUGUUUUGCCUAUCACCCCACCUAUUGAUCGUCGGUGGCAGAUCCCCAAUAACUUUAAAGAGAGCCAAGAAAAUGAUCCAUCUUUAAAACCUCUUUUACUCAAAGCACAUGAAGUUGAU
Nothobranchius furzeri (turquoise killifish) is the source of this 17433-nucleotide messenger RNA. Lineage: Eukaryota; Metazoa; Chordata; Actinopteri; Cyprinodontiformes; Nothobranchiidae. The record is from RefSeq and is a predicted model, not a curated record.